This is a messenger RNA of Dermacentor andersoni, 1246 nucleotides long. It is a transcript of the gene Rtc1, whose product is annotated as RNA terminal phosphate cyclase 1. Gene Ontology annotation, biological process: ribosome biogenesis; endonucleolytic cleavage of tricistronic rRNA transcript (SSU-rRNA, 5.8S rRNA, LSU-rRNA). The record is from RefSeq and is a predicted model, not a curated record. Gene Ontology annotation, molecular function: RNA endonuclease activity. NCBI's taxonomy places the organism in Eukaryota, Metazoa, Arthropoda, Arachnida, Ixodida, Ixodidae. Gene Ontology annotation, cellular component: nucleolus.
UCCAAGCCGUGCCAUGCCACCAGCAGAUAGCAAAGAUGGCGGCGCCCCGUUCGGUGGCGUGUUCGCAGACUUACAGCGGCUGCAAUUUUUUCCGUCAACGCCUUGUGCUGUCUACCCUCAGCAGCAAGCCGGUAGAAAUCAAGAACAUACGCCACAGAGACGAAGAACCCGGUUUAAGACAGUUCGAGGUAGAUUUGCUCAAGCUGUUGGAAAAGGUCACAAAUGGAAGUGCUGUUGAGAUCAGCGAAACAGGAACAUGCGUGCGCUACAGGCCGGGCCUGCUGUAUGGGGGCAAAGUGGAGCACGAUUGCUCGACAGAGCGAUCAGUGGGCUACUACCUGGAGGCCUUGUUGUGCCUGGCUCCAUUUUGCAAGAAGCCGCUGGAUGCCACACUAACGGGCGUCACUCAUCACCCGCUUGAUCCUUCGGUUGAUGCCAUCAAGCAAGCCAGCCUACCAGUGCUCGGUCGCUUCAUCUUCACAGAAGGCCUUGACAUUACCAUCAUGAGCCGCGCAGUGGCACCCCUGGGCGGCGGCCGCGUGCGCUUUCGUGCGCCCAUCUGCCGCUCGCUGCGGCCUGUGCGUCUGCUCAACUCUGGCAAGGUGAAGCGAGUGCGCGGGUGGGCCUUCACUGUGAGGGUGUCGCCCACGGUGGCCAACCGUGUGGUGUCUGCUGCCAAGGGUGUCCUGCUGGGCUUCCUGCCGGACGUGUACCUUUACACUGACCACACAGGCGGUGCCCAGGGUACCAGAUCUCCUGGCUUUGGCAUCUGCCUGGUGGCUGAAACGACCCAGGGUGCCUUCCUCUGCGCGGAAGCCAUGUCUAAUCCUGCAGGAGUUGUUGAGAGCCCCAGCGUGCCCGAGGAUGUUGGAGAGCAGGCAGCUCGCGCAUUGCUCCGCGAGAUAUACCGGGGUGGUUGUGUUGACUCAUCUAACCAAGGUCUGGCAGCCCUGUGUAUGUGCCUUGGCCCUCCUGAUGUCUCCAAGUGCAUUGUUGGACCCUUGACACCUUACACGAUACAAAUGCUACGCCAUCUUCGGGAUUUCCUUGGCGUAACAUUCAAGGUGGAGGGUGAUUGCCCAGGCGAAGGGGCACCCAAGGUCCAGCUCACAUGUGUAGGGGUUGGAUUCAGCAACUUGGCAAAGACGACAUCUUAGCAUUGCUGCAGUGGCACCUUCCUGCCUCAUAAGGGGUCUGACUUUUUUUUGUUGAACAGAAACUUGUAAAUAAACAUAUUUAAGAGGGA